Molecule: messenger RNA, 342 nt
Organism: Clunio marinus
Lineage: Eukaryota; Metazoa; Arthropoda; Insecta; Diptera; Chironomidae
Source: the annotation of a GenBank genome assembly
AUGGAGACUAUGGAGAGUUUCUCAAAAUUUAUGACACCUUUGGGCAUAACAAUUCUAACAUCAAUAAAGCCGAAGAAAGGUUGCUUAAUUCUGUUCGUCUCCUCAUCCUCCAAAGAUGUGAUGCCUUCGGGUCCGCUGUACAAUGGCUAUGUAUGUAUACUCGCACAGAGUACAACAACAAAAACAAUAAGACGAAGAAGGGAAAAUUACAUACAUAAAAAGGCAAUGGGAUGGAUAGAAAGUGUAAACGACCACCAACAGACGACAGAAGCAAACCAGAAAAGGAGACAAGAAUCAUAUACAGCAGAAAAAAACACGUCUCAUUCAGUGUUGAACAUUUGA